Molecule: messenger RNA, 1788 nt
Organism: Fusarium odoratissimum NRRL 54006
Lineage: Eukaryota; Fungi; Ascomycota; Sordariomycetes; Hypocreales; Nectriaceae
Exons: 2
Coding region: 498-1238 (246 amino acids)
Molecular function (GO): methyltransferase activity
Source: RefSeq, a predicted model, not a curated record
GGAUAUUCGGAUUCCGUACGAUGCACUAUUGCAACGCCCGAGCUGUUACUGUACCCACCUAUAGUCAACCUGUCGCAGAGCCUGUCUAGCCUACGAACCAUCAUGUCCAGCCCCAAGUCACCCAAGAGCGACCAGGGUGCCUCGCGAUCGUCGAUGUCACCUAAAUCCCCACGAGACGCGCCGCCCCCGAUCGACGCAGGGCAACACCCGACGAAUACGCAGAUCCCAUAUGUACGAAGUCAUCAUUGCUGCUGUUUGACUCCAGCCGACUCGUUGUGUUAACCCGGGCGACCAAAUAGAACGAAGACGAUGCCGACGAUCAGGACUCUACAUACGACGACGAUGGAAGUAUCGCAUCGUCGACGGCCUCCCUCUCGGAAAGCAUCUUCGACUACCGGAGCCUCCAUGGCCGAACGUUUCAGAACUCGAAAACAACGGAAUAUUGGGGUCCAAAUGACGAGAGACAGAACAAUGGCUUGGAUAUAGCACACCAUUUCAUGGUUAUGCUCAAGGACGACAAGUUAUUCGACGCGCCCAUUACUCGGCCAUCCAGGGUCUUGGACGUAGGCACUGGUACAGGUAUAUGGGCCAUCGACAUGGCGGACGCGAAUCCCUCAGCCGAAAUUACCGGCACCGACAUCAGCCCAAUCCAGCCAGCCUGGGUGCCUCCAAACUGCAAGUUCCACAUCGAAGACGCGCAGCUGGAGUGGACAUAUCGCCCCGAGAGCUUCGACUUUGUACAUAUACGCGCCCUCUACGGUAGCAUCAGUGAUUGGGGCGAGCUGUAUCGCCAGGCGUUCCGGUCAUUGGAACCGGGCGGGUGGAUUGAGAAUAUGGAGAUCAAUAUCCACUUGUACAGCGAUAUCCCCGAGGUUAGAGACGAUCCCGACCAUAUCUUCAAGCGCUGGGCAAAGGUAUUCUGGGAGGCAACAGACAUGAUCAACAGGACACUGCGCAUAGCCAUGAACGGCACCCAGCGCAAGUUCAUGGUUGAGGCUGGCUUUGUCAACGUUGUAGAAAAGACGUACCAAGUGCCAUGUGGUGCCUGGAGUAGCGACCCAAAGAUGAAGAAGAUUGGCACAUACAACCUAGCAUUUAUGGAUGAGAGCUUAGAAGGCUUCGCCUUGUUUAUGCUACGCGAGAUAAUGAAAUGGGAAUACGAGGAGGUGCAGCUGUUUGUCAUGGAGAUGCGCAAGGCUGUCCGAGACUCCAAGAUCCGGCCAUACUAUCUCAUGUGAGUAUUACUCUCGCCUUCUUUCGCCUUGCCAGUAGCGGGCGGAGUUCCGGUAUCGACAACUCUGGCUGCUGAAUACUGAGACGUUUGAUAGAACCAAUGUCUUUGGGCAGAAGCCUGAGGAACAUGAAUAGGGGAGUAAAUCUUGGUACGCCUCAUGCCUAGGGUAAUAAUAGGACCUUGUUCAAGAUGGGCAUUAUAAAACAUUAACUGAGAUUCAAAUUGAGGAUGCUGCUUCCCUCUGGGAUGCUACCUACCCAUGGAACUCGCUUGCCAUGAUCCCCAUCUAUCACAAACACCCCUCCUACGCAAAUUGGAACUGCGCGUCAUCUAUCCAAGCAACUGAGUCGCUAUAGUGUAAACCUCACUGCUAGUUGAAUAUUCCCUUGAUCUAACCGGUCUUGUGUGUAAAAGUUGAAGUCGUAACCGUUUGUCUAAGAGCCACUGAAACCUCGUUCAUAUCAACAUGGAGCGUCAGCAAGGACUUUGAGAAAGGACUCGACAUGUUUAGUCAAAUGAAUACGGUCACUGUGCGGACGAAUAUACAAUUUAAU